Messenger RNA from Papaver somniferum (opium poppy), 1048 nucleotides. Its product is annotated as BAG family molecular chaperone regulator 1-like. The coding region runs from base 94 to 873 and encodes 259 amino acids. Lineage: Eukaryota; Viridiplantae; Streptophyta; Magnoliopsida; Ranunculales; Papaveraceae. Gene Ontology annotation, biological process: protein stabilization. The transcript is spliced from 4 exons. Gene Ontology annotation, molecular function: adenyl-nucleotide exchange factor activity; protein-folding chaperone binding. Gene Ontology annotation, cellular component: cytoplasm. The record is from RefSeq and is a predicted model, not a curated record.
AUAGAAGGUGUCGGCAAUAAAACAUAAAGAUAUUUUUCUAGUUUGCGGGAUAAAAUUGCAGAGCUGUGUGAGUGAAAUUUGGAGAUCCAUACGAUGAUGAAGAAGACAUAUUCCCCGAUUUCUAGUAAUGGGUACGAUUCUUCAAAUUCAACACCAAAACAAGAAGAUGAAGCUGGAGUUGAAUGGGAAAUGAGACCCGGAGGAAUGCUGGUUCAGAAAAGAGGCUCAUCCAAAUCUGAUACUCAAUCCACAUUGACUCAUUUAAAUCUCCGGAUUGCUUAUGGAUCAAUGCGUUAUGAGAUGUCCAUUGCUCCUCAGUCGACUUUCGGGGAAUUAAAGAAGCUUCUUGCAGCUGAGACAGGAUUACAACCAGCGGAACAGUUGCUUACGUUUAAGGGAAAAGACAGGGGGAAUGGAGAAUUCUUGGAUAGGUCUGGUGUGAAAAUCAAAUCCAAGAUUAUUUUAGUGGAAGAUCCAUCUAGCAAAGAGAGGAGAUUCAUUGAGAUGCGCAAGAAUGCAAAGCUUCAAAGCGCUCACAGAGCGAUAUCCGACAUAUCCAUGGAGGUUGAGAAAUUGGUGGCUGAGGUUUCUGCCAUUGAGAAGUCGGUCUCAAAUGGUAUUAAAGUAGCCGAGGUACAAAUCACAACUCUCACUGAAAUGCUAAUGAGGCAAGCAACCAAGUUGGAUAGCAUUGCCACCGAAGGAGACACAUCAACUCACAAAAAUUUGCAGAGCAAGAGGGUGCAAAAGUGUGUUGAGACCUUAGAUGUGCUGAAGGUGUCAAAUGCUGGAGUAAAGCCUGCCGUCGUCAGAUCGAAGUGGGAGGCCAUGGAGGCUGCUCAAAGUAGACCACAGUGGGAAUAUUUUGAUUGAUCCAGUUUUCGGGUGCUGUUCAUUUUCGUUAUUUAUUCAUCUUGAUAUAUGGUAUGUAUAUGAGUAGCUAACUUGAUAAAAAAAAAAAAAAAAAAACCAAAACCAAAACCGUAAGUAGUUUGUUUUAUUUGGUUCCAAUAAUACGAGAUACCCACAAAUGGGCGUAAUUAAGCAA